Molecule: messenger RNA, 243 nt
Organism: Gongylonema pulchrum
Lineage: Eukaryota; Metazoa; Nematoda; Chromadorea; Rhabditida; Gongylonematidae
Source: the annotation of a GenBank genome assembly
AUGGAUGGCGUGGAUAUCUCAAGCAGCUCCGAAAUGAGUGGAGAGGAGCUAGGUACGGAUCGAUCACCCACGUCUCUGGAAAGUAAUGCUGCUGCAGAUAGAGGAUCGAAUAAGAGCGUGGACAAUUUUGCAAUGGAAUCAGAUGUGGAUGCUGAGCUGGACUAUGAUGAGGAGGAUGGUGAUGAGGGCGAAUCGGAGCAGAAACAAGCACAAAAUCAGGUCUCUCUUCUUUUGGCAUCAUAA